AUGGAUCUUAGAGAAGGUGUUAUUGUCCCGGUGACCAAAAAACCAAGACUCCAAAAAGCGCGUAAACCGUUGGUUAUCAACCUGUUUACUCAGAGUUGUUGCAAUACGCAGUCUGCUGCGUUGUGGAGCUACCCAGGUGAUGUAUCAUCUGGUUAUACUACCCUUGAAUACUGGCAAAAUCUGGCCAAGAAGGCGGAAGCUGCUAAGUUCAACGCGAUCUUCAUCGCUGAUGUUUUAGGACCAUAUGACGUCUAUCAAGGACCCGGUAAUUACUCUUUUGUUGCAAAGGCUGGUACUCAGUUCCCAGGUAUCGACCCUUCAAUCCCAAUUGCUGCAAUGGCCGCAGUGACAAAGAGUGUUGGUUUCGGAAUCACAUUUAGUACCAUCAGUGAACACCCUUACUUGCUCGCUAGAAAGCUUGCUACGUUGGACCAAAUGACGGGAGGUCGUGUUGGUUGGAACAUUGUCAGCUCGUACCUUAACAGUGCUGCUAAGAACCUGCUGAAUGGUGAGGAGUUACCUGAUAAACUUAGUAGAUACGAGAAGACAGAUGAGUAUGUCCAGGUCGUUGUUGAGUUAUUAUUGUCGAGUUUUAGAGAGGAUGCUCUGAAGGCUGACGUCAAGACAAAGACCUUUAUAGAUCCGGAGCUUGUACGUCCAAUUGAUUUUGAAGGUGAAUGGUAUAAAGUCCCUGGUCCUUCAUACACUUCUCCAUCACCACAGGGAAUCCCUGUUUUGUUUGAAGCGGGUACAUCCCCUGCAGGUAUCGAACUUGCAGCUAAAUGGUCAGAGGUUACAUUCUCUAACGGUCCAACACCACCAUUUCUCCGUCACAAGUCUGAUAAACUCAAAGAAACAGCUUCUAAGAGAUAUCAGAGAGAUAAGGAUUCCCUAAAGGUCCUAGUGCUUGUCAUGGUUAUUGUUGCUGAGACUGAAGAGGGAGCUUGGGAAAAGUACAAUAGAUGGGCAGAUGCUGCUGACCCUAUCGCUGCACUGGCAAUGCUUGGUGGAUGGAUGAACACCGACUUCUCCAAGUAUGAUGACGACUUCGAUCUGCUGCAAUCCGAAAACGUUAAGGACCGUGAAGUUGUCAAGCAUUUCUGCGUGGAUAUCUUGGAUAAAGGCCCUGUCACCAAAGCUGUCUUGGGAAGACACGUCUCAGUCAAGGGGUCUUCAGACCUCGUUAUCGGUUCCGUUGACCAAGUUGUUCAGAAACUGAUUGAUUAUGUCGAGAUUGGUGGCGCCGAUGGGUUCAACUUCUCCGCCCCUGUGAACCCAGCAGGCUAUGAUGACCUUAUCGACCUCGUUAUACCACGACUCAGAGAGGAAGGUCUGGCCUGGAAUGAUUACCCUGUUCCAGGUGGAACCUUGAGAGAGAAUUUGACAGGCGUCAAAGGUGCAAAAUAUUUACCAAAGGGUCACCCUGCUAAUCCAUACAUCUGGACAAAGGACCUCUCAAGAUCGGAGUUUGAGCAUAAGCUUAGUGAAUUGGACUCAAACAACACACGAUGUGAGGAGCCAGCUGGUGUGGAAAUGGUUAUAAGCGGAGAUGAUUGCCGUUCUCAAGGGGAACACAAUACUUUCAAUAAAUGGACAGCAAUUAGGGAAGAAAACACCACGGUAGGAAUGGAAAUCAACGACGAGGAACUGGAAAAGUCUCACAAGAAGCAGAGACUCCAAAGAGCACGCAGCCCAUUAGUUCUGAACUUUUUCACGCAAAGUUGUUGUAACUCACAACCAGCUGCGUUGUGGAGUUACCCAGGUGAUGUAUCAAGUGGUUAUACUACACUUGAAUACUGGCAAAACUUGGCCAAGAAGGCUGAAGCUGCAAAGAUCAAUGCGAUCUUCAUCGCUGAUGUUUUGGGGCCAUACGACAUAUACAACGGUCCAAACAACUAUUCAUAUGUUGCUAAGGCUGGUACUCAGUUCCCAGGUAUCGACCCUUCAAUCCCAAUUGCUGCAAUGGCCGCAGUGACAAAGAGUGUUGGUUUCGGAAUCACCUUUAGUACCAUCAGUGAACACCCUUACUUGCUCGCUAGAAAGCUUGCUACACUGGACCAAAUGACGGGAGGUCGUGUUGGUUGGAACAUUGUCAGUUCAUAUCUUCAUAGUGCCUCUAGAAACUUGUUGAAUGGUGUUCCAUUACCAAACAAGUUGGGGAGAUACGAGAAGACCGAUGAGUACGUCUCAGUCGUUGCUGAGCUACUAUUAUCGAGUUUUAGAGAGGAUGCUUUGAAGGCUGACGUCAAGACGAAAACUUUUAUUGAUCCUGAAUUGGUUCGUCCAAUUGACUUCGAGGGCGAAUGGUAUAAGGUUCCCGGCCCAGCGUACACUUCUCCUUCGCCUCAGGGAAUCCCAGUCUUGUUUGAAGCAGGCACUUCCAAAGGUGGUGUUGAAUUGGCUUCAAAAUGGUCUGAAGUUGCCUUCUCAACUGGUCCCACACCAGCGUUGCUUCGCGUCAAGACAGAUCGUAUUAGAGAGUGUGCAUUCAAUAGAUAUGGAAGGGAUCCUGAGAGUGUUAAGGUCUUAGUGUUUGUGAUGGUUAUCGUGGCAGAAACUGAGGAAAAGGCCUGGGAAAAGUUCAACAGAUACGCUGACGCUGCUGAUCCAGAGGCCGCUCUUGCCAUGGUUGGUGGUUGGACAACGUCUGACUUAUCAGGCUACGAUGACGAUUUCGACUUGCUCCAAACUGACAAUCCUGUGCACCGUGGAAUAGUGAAGCACUUCUGUCCAGUAAUUGCCGACAAGGGCCCAAUCACAAAGAAGGAUCUUGGUAGACACGUCUCUGUCAAGGGAACAACGGAUUUGAUCAUUGGAUCUGUUGAUCAAGUGGUUCAAACGCUUGUAGACUAUGUUGAAAUCGGUGGUGCUGACGGCUUCAACUUUGCUCCAGCUGUGAACCCAGAUUCUUAUGAUGAUCUCAUUGAUUAUGUGCUUCCAAAAUUGAGAGAGAAAGGUCUCCUCUGGGAAGAUUAUCCAGUCCCUGGAGGAACUUUCAGAGAAAACUUGAAAGGAGUCCAAGGUGCAAGCCACCUAUCUAAAGACCACCCUGCUCAUGGAUACAGAUGGACUGAGGAUCUCUCUAGAAAGGAGUUCGAAAGCAACUUUGCAGAAUACAAAAAGGAGUUGCGCGAGAAGCAAGGUGAUGCUUAUGAUCAAAGUGCCAAUAACGGUGACAACGCCAAAUAA
Molecule: messenger RNA, 3189 nt
Organism: Williopsis jadinii
Lineage: Eukaryota; Fungi; Ascomycota; Saccharomycetes; Phaffomycetales; Wickerhamomycetaceae
Product: bacterial luciferase-like protein
Exons: 2
Coding region: 1-3189 (1062 amino acids)
Molecular function (GO): oxidoreductase activity, acting on paired donors, with incorporation or reduction of molecular oxygen; monooxygenase activity
Source: RefSeq, a predicted model, not a curated record